AUGAGCUCUGUAUACGCCCGCCAGAUAUUUCGUUCAUGUUCGGCUUCGCUGUCGUCCAGGUCGCUGGCGCGUCCCUUACCCUCUACCCUCCCUUGUCGCUCAACUUUACUCAACCCGAAGCGAGGUUAUUCAGAAACCAAGUCUACGUCCGCGCACGAGGAGCAGAAGAAGGAUGAGCCAAACGAUGAACCAGAAAAAGAGGCACACCCUCCUUGUCCAGAUACAGAAAAGCUCAAGGCUAAGGAGGCUGAAGUUGUCGACUUGACAGGUCGUCUGCGAUAUCUUCAGGCAGACUUCUUGAACCUUCAGCGCAACGCCGCGCGAGAGAAGGAACAGACGCGUGAUUUUGCUAUUACCCGUUUUGCCUCUGACUUGCUCGAGACAGUCGACGUUCUCGCGCUGGCACUAAAAUCCGUACCUGCCCCCGCAUUGGCCGCAGAAACGACCCCUGCCUCCGAACCCCUUGCCUCGUCUUCUUCCUCGAAAACUGACACUCCUCCACCAAAAUCUGCCCAAGAAUACCUGCAGGAGCUGCAUACUGGUGUUGAAAUGACACAACGUCAGCUUCUACAAACCCUGUUCAAAUACCACGUCAAACCCUUUGACCCCACUGGUGACAAAUUCGAUCCUAAUCGUCACGAAGCGCUAUACCAAGCGCCUAUUCCUGGCAAGGAGCCGGGUACAGUGCUAGACUGUCAGAAGCCAGGAUAUAUGAUUAAGGAUCGGGUGUUACGGGCAGCGCAGGUUGGCGUUGUUCAAGACAUAUCAUGA
Messenger RNA from Lentinula edodes (shiitake mushroom), 771 nucleotides. Its product is annotated as GrpE-domain-containing protein. Bases 1 to 771 code for a protein of 256 amino acids. Gene Ontology annotation, molecular function: adenyl-nucleotide exchange factor activity; protein homodimerization activity; protein-folding chaperone binding. NCBI's taxonomy places the organism in Eukaryota, Fungi, Basidiomycota, Agaricomycetes, Agaricales, Omphalotaceae. The record is from RefSeq and is a predicted model, not a curated record. Gene Ontology annotation, biological process: protein folding; protein import into mitochondrial matrix. Gene Ontology annotation, cellular component: PAM complex, Tim23 associated import motor. The transcript is spliced from 2 exons.